CAUCUAGUACUCUCGCGCUGAGAGGGCGGGCUCAUUCCCCUUUAAGCCGCUAGGCACAGGUUGUAUUCGCCGGUAAGACUAACUGAAGUUGCAUACGGACGGAUAUACGGUCAGACACAUGAGAGGAACGAGCAACAAAAGGGAAAUAUUGGGAACACGGCUAUGUAUGAGUGGUGAGAUGUCAUCUUUAGAGGAUAUCUUUUCCACUAACCAGUGCCCAGCUGACGUCUUUGCCUCCCAAGGCAUUGAUGUCACCCCGAACGGUGACCGUGGAGUAUGUAAGAUUGUGAAACAGCAUGGUGUGGAAGGGGAAAAGCCGAUGAUUGGGGACAGGGUGUGCGUCCACUACACUGGCAGACUCCUAAAUGGCAAGAAGUUUGACUCCAGUCUAGACCGCAAAGAGCCUUUUGUUUUCAAUGUGGGAAAAGGUCAGGUCAUCAAAGCAUGGGACAUUGUCAUAUGUUCCAUGCAGAAAGGAGAGGUGUGCUUGAUGCUCUGUAAGCCUGAAUAUGCAUACAGUUCAGCAGGCAGCCCCCCAAAAGUUCCUCCAAAUGCCACACUUGUGUUUGAGAUUGAGCUGCUGAGCUUCAGAGGGGAGGAGCUUACAGAAGAUGGUGGGGUCGUGAGGAGAAUAAAGGUCAAAGGCGAAGGCUAUUACAAUCCUAAUGAAGGGGCCACAGUACAUGCACACUUGGAGGGAUGGUGUGGAGGUCGCUUAUUUGAUUCUCGAGAUGUAAGCUUUGUAGUGGGUGAAUCAGAGGACGUGGAUGUUCCUUUAGGAGUGGACAGGGCCAUGGAGAAAAUCCAAAAAGGGGAAUGCUGUUUAUUAUACCUAAAUCCAAAAUACGGUUAUGGCAAAGAGGGUAAAAAAGAAUAUGACAUUGGAUCAAAUGCAGAACUACUAUAUGAAGUAACACUUAAAGACUUUGAAAAGGCCAAAGAAUCCUGGGAAAUGGACCUUAAAGAGAAACUGGAACAUGCGGUUUUAGUCAAACAAAAAGGGACGCAGUAUUUCAAGGCUGGACGGUACAACUUUGCUGUAAUUCAGUAUCAGCGGAUUGUAAACUGGUUAGAGAUGGAGUGUGGUGCAGGAAAAGAGCAGCAACAAGCCAUCCAGGCCCUCCUAUUAGUGGCCCAUCUGAAUCUUGCCCUGUGCUUUCUGCGAUUGCGCGAGUACUCUCAAACAGUGGAGAACUGCAACAAGGUUAUGGAGCUGGACCCAGUAAAUGAGAAAGCUCUAUAUCGGCGAGGUGAAGCACGUCUGUUGCGCAACGAGUUCAGCAUGGCUCUAAUGGACUUCAAGCAAGUUUUGCAAGUUAACUCCUUUAACCGUGCUGCCCGCAGCCAGAUUGCCAUCUGUCAGCGCAAGAUUCGUGAGCACCAUGAGCGUGACAAGAAGAUUUAUGCAAACAUGUUCCAGAGGUUUGCUGAACACGAUGCUAAGGUGGGCCGAUUAAAAAGGAAAAAGGAAGAGAGUGGAAUUUCAGAUCAGAAUAAGCAGGGACUAAAGAGACCUUGUCUCAGUCAGGACGGCUCCUAAAACUCCAGACACUAUUCAGGAGGCCCAAGCAAGGAGGUCAGGCUGUGGGGAUGGCUGGUCCAUCUUCGAUUGCGUCAUAAAAGAGGCAAUGGAUAGAGAUGUGAAUGAGCCCUCUAUACACCUUGACCUCAGACCUCAUUAUCGCUCGGACUGAAUGCAAAUGCUGGGAUAGAUUUGCAUAAUGGUUUAUAGACGUUGAGGAGCUGCAGACCUAAAUGACAUUCCUACAACGACAAAGACAAACAACAUCAACAAAAACCAAAGCGCACAGUUCUACGACCACCUGUAAACCUGUAUGGUGCACGCCUCGGCUAUCGGAAAGGCAUUCAUCCGCUGCAUUAAUGCAAAAGCAUUAUAGACUUGAAUACAACCUAGUACCUUACCAUUUACUGUACAGUAUUUAGUGUAAUUGCACUGACUUUGUGCAUUAUCAGAUAUCAAGAUCAGAUCAGAGUUCAAGUUUGCAUUGGAGGGGUGUCUACUGGGGGGGCUUGAUGUUUUUUUUGUACUAUAUUUGUAUAAGUGUGUCUGAUAUUUAGAUUCAAGUACCAUAGUGGGUAGCUGGACCUAAAAGUGCAAUCCUCCCUUGGAGAAAAACAUGUUUUGCGGCAGGCCCACAUUCACAAACACACUUUUGAUACUUUUGAGAGACUUGUGCAUGCUUCUUUACUGCAUCCUGGGAGCGUCUUCGAUUUGGGACUGUAUUUUAAAAUAUCUGCAGGUUAGUUUGAACCCGGAUCCCGGUAGAUAUACUUGACUGAAGUUUAAUAGCUAUAUUUUUGAGCUGAAUUUCCAUUACAGUUUAAAGCUCAAAUGCUUUUUAGACAAACCUUUUGACAUGAUAGGAAUAUUUCAAAGAACUGUUCUCUUAAAACCCACUUGUUUAUUUGAUCAAAUACUAACUAGUGUGGUUUGCAUGUUUUUCAGUAUGUUCCCCAUGUUUCAGACAGUUUUAAUAAUAUUAAUAAUAAACUUGUUUGUUAACUUUUUUCUGUUUACAGUUUGAUGCAUUACAGCAAGCCUGUCAAUAAAUAUUCAAACAAA
Messenger RNA from Carassius gibelio (silver crucian carp), 2584 nucleotides. Its product is annotated as peptidyl-prolyl cis-trans isomerase FKBP5-like. The transcript has 11 exons. Gene Ontology annotation, molecular function: protein binding; peptidyl-prolyl cis-trans isomerase activity. The record is from RefSeq and is a predicted model, not a curated record. Bases 119 to 1540 code for a protein of 473 amino acids. NCBI's taxonomy places the organism in Eukaryota, Metazoa, Chordata, Actinopteri, Cypriniformes, Cyprinidae.